Hordeum vulgare subsp. vulgare (domesticated barley) is the source of this 1365-nucleotide messenger RNA. Its product is annotated as L-lactate dehydrogenase B. The transcript is spliced from 2 exons. Bases 137 to 1210 code for a protein of 357 amino acids. Gene Ontology annotation, biological process: carboxylic acid metabolic process. Gene Ontology annotation, cellular component: cytoplasm. NCBI's taxonomy places the organism in Eukaryota, Viridiplantae, Streptophyta, Magnoliopsida, Poales, Poaceae. Gene Ontology annotation, molecular function: L-lactate dehydrogenase (NAD+) activity. The record is from RefSeq and is a predicted model, not a curated record.
CCCCAUCCCCAUCCCCACCAGGAAGGCAAAGGCAAGAACACGAUCGAGUUCAUCAUCCAAUCCCAGUUCUAAAUCUCUUCUUUGAUUCCGAUCGAUCGACCUGCAUUAUACUAGUUCCUUCCCAUUCCCACGGAAGAUGCACAAGACCUCGUCGCUGUCGGAGCUGGGCUUCGACGCCGGGGACGCCUCGUCGGGCUUCUUCCGCGCGGUGGCGGACGGCUGCCCGAUCACUCACACCUCCUCCUCCGCCCCGCACCGCCGCCUCACCAAGGUGUCAGUCAUCGGCGCCGGCAACGUGGGCAUGGCCAUCGCGCAGACCAUCCUCACGCAGAACCUGGCGGACGAGAUCGCGCUGGUGGACGCCCUCCCCGACAAGUUCCGCGGCGAGGCGCUCGACCUGCAGCACGCCGCCGCGUUCCUCCCGCGCGUCCGCAUCGUCUCCGGCACCGACGCCGCCGUCACGAAAAACUCGGACCUCGUCGUCGUCACGGCCGGCGCCAGGCAGAUCCCCGGGGAGACCAGGCUCAACCUGCUGCAGAGGAACGUGGCGCUGUACCGCAAGAUCGUGCCGCCCGUGGCCGAGCACUCCCCGGACGCGCUGCUGCUUGUCGUGUCCAACCCCGUGGACGUCCUCACCUACGUCGCGUGGAAGCUGUCGGGGUUCCCGGCCAGCCGCGUCAUCGGCUCCGGCACCAACCUCGACUCCUCCAGGUUCAGGUUCCUCGUCGCCGAGCACCUCGACGUGAGCGCGCAGGACGUGCAGGCGUACAUGGUGGGUGAGCACGGUGACAGCUCGGUGGCGAUAUGGUCGAGCAUCAGCGUGGGCGGCAUGCCGGCGCUCAAGUCGCUGCGGGACAGCCACCGGAGCUUCGACGAGGCGGCGCUGGAGGGCAUCCGGCGCGCCGUGGUGGGGGGCGCCUACGAGGUGAUCGGCCUCAAGGGGUACACCUCCUGGGCCAUCGGCUACUCCGUGGCCAGCCUCGCGACGUCCCUGCUCCGCGACCAGCGCCGCGUGCACCCGGUGUCCGUGCUCGCCGCGGGCUUCCACGGCAUCUCCGACGGCCACGAGGUGUUCCUCAGCCUGCCCGCCCGGCUCGGCCGCGCCGGCGUCCUCGGCGUCGCCGAGAUGGACCUCACCGAGGCCGAGGCCGCGCAGCUCCGCCGGUCCGCCAAGACGCUCUGGGAGAACUGCCAGCUCCUUGGCCUCUGAGGAUCUAUUCUCUACUGCUAGUAUAUAUGUUGUGCUAUUAAUAUAACGCUGCCACACGAAUGCUUGUGUAAUUUUGGGCUGAUUUCUUAGAGCUGGAGUACGGGUAUUAGUUUCGUGAAAUAAAAUGAGAUUUUGUGCCAACAUUUGCUAGUGAA